AUGACUAUUCUAAAAGCCCGCACCAUCUAUCUAGGCAGCCUAAUCGGAGAUUUACAACGCGAUAACACGGCCACAUUCCACUUUCUAGAAGGCGAACUCGACUCCGACCCAGGUCCAGGUAUCGCAGGAUUCUACGAUCCCCCGUACUACAGCUACUACCGCUUCCCACGGACCUUUUCCGCAACGGACGACGACGAAACCGACAUCCUAGCCGCAUACGAACAACUCGACGAAGCCAUCGCCCUACACGGCCCCUUCGACGGUGUUCUAGGUUUCUCGCACGGUGGAACCCUAGCAGCAGGCCAUCUAAUCCACCAUGCAAAAAUGUCGCCGGGACAGGCACCACCGUUUCGGAGUGCAAUUUUUGUAAACUCUCUUCCUCCGUUUCGGAUGCAUCCUGGUCAGCGGCCGGUUAUUGAGCAGGGGUUGGAGGGGUGGAUUCGGAUUCCGGUGGUGAAUAUUGCCGGGGCGAUGGAUGAGUUGUUUGAGUUUUCGUUGGCGCUGUAUCGGAUUUGUGAUAAGUCGUGUUCGAGUUUUGUUGUGCAUGGGAAGGGGCAUGAUGUACCUACUGACAAGAAGAAUGUUGCUAUUAUGGCGGGUGCUAUUCGGAAGUUGUCGGUUAAGAUUUUGGGGGUUUGGUAA
Penicillium subrubescens is the source of this 642-nucleotide messenger RNA. RefSeq names its product putative DUF341 family oxidoreductase. Gene Ontology annotation, cellular component: cytoplasm; nucleus. The record is from RefSeq and is a predicted model, not a curated record. Bases 1 to 642 code for a protein of 213 amino acids. The transcript has a single exon. NCBI's taxonomy places the organism in Eukaryota, Fungi, Ascomycota, Eurotiomycetes, Eurotiales, Aspergillaceae.